AUGGUGGAGGGGCUAGGUGUGGGGAGACUGGGGAGCCAGAAUGGUGCUGGGCUGCCUCUGUCCCUCCAGGAGUCGCCCAGCCACCUCCCCCUGAAGGCCCUGGUGAGAAGAAGGCUGCAGGUCAGGUGGGGCUUGGCUGGGGGGGCCCUGCUCUCAGCCCUCUGGUUCCUCUGGCCCCCUGGGCUGGGCCCCACAGGGACCCUGGAGUCCCGGCCUCCACUCACUAUUCUCAUCUGGCACUGGCCCUUCGCCAAGCAGCCCCCAGACCUGCCUGGGGACACCUGUGCACAGUUCGGUGUGGCCCACUGCCUCCUGACCUCCAACCGCAGCCUGCUGGCCAGUUCGGAUGUAGUGGUCUUUCACCACCGGGAGCUGCAGACACACCGGGCCCGCCUGCCCCUGGAGGAGAGGCCGCAGGGGCAGCUCUGGGUCUGGGCUUCUAUGGAGUCCCCCAGCCACACGCGAGGUCUGGGUCGCCUGAGCGGUGUCUUCAACUGCGUGCUGAGCUACCGGAGCGACUCGGACAUCUUCGUGCCCUACGGCCGCCUGGAGCCCCGCGUGGGUCCCUCGCCGCCGCCCCUGCCGACCAAGCGCGGCGUGGCGGCCUGGGUGGUCAGCAACUUCCAAGAGCGGCAGCGGCGCGCGCGGCUGUACCGCCAGCUGGCGCCGCACCUGCCCGUGGAUGUGUUUGGCCGCGCCAGCCGCCGGCCGCUGUGCUCGGACUGCCUGCUGCCCACCGUGGCCCGGUACCGCUUCUACUUGGCCUUCGAGAACUCCCAGCACCGCGACUACAUCACCGAGAAGUUCUGGCGAAACGCGCUGGCGGCUGGCGCUGUGCCGGUGGUGCUGGGGCCCCCGCGCGCCAACUACGAAGCCUUCGUUCCUCCGGGCGCCUUCGUGCACGUGGACGACUUCGGCUCGGCCCGCGAGCUGGCCGCCUUCCUCGUCCGCAUGAACGAGAGCAGCUACCGGAGCCUCCUCGCCUGGCGCGGCCGGCUGCGCGUGCGCCUGCUCGACGACUGGCGCGAGCGCUUCUGCGCCAUCUGCGAGCGCUACCCGCACCUGCCGCGCGGGCAGGUCUACGAAGACCUGGAGGGCUGGUUCCAGGCCUGA
Molecule: messenger RNA, 1113 nt
Organism: Echinops telfairi (small Madagascar hedgehog)
Lineage: Eukaryota; Metazoa; Chordata; Mammalia; Afrosoricida; Tenrecidae
Gene: FUT7
Product: fucosyltransferase 7
Exons: 4
Coding region: 1-1113 (370 amino acids)
Cellular component (GO): membrane
Molecular function (GO): alpha-(1->3)-fucosyltransferase activity
Source: RefSeq, a predicted model, not a curated record